This is a messenger RNA of Chelonus insularis, 1305 nucleotides long. Its product is annotated as protein ANTAGONIST OF LIKE HETEROCHROMATIN PROTEIN 1-like. The transcript has 4 exons. Lineage: Eukaryota; Metazoa; Arthropoda; Insecta; Hymenoptera; Braconidae. The record is from RefSeq and is a predicted model, not a curated record. The coding region runs from base 263 to 1228 and encodes 321 amino acids.
GUGUUUGUGAGUAUUUGAUAAAAUUUUGUGCUCCAAAAGUUAUUCCAAAUCCAGUACAGCAAAAACAUUGAUUUUAAUAAAUUCGUCAAGAGUGGAGAUACCAACAGUUACGUUAGUAUGCAGUGUUGCCACUGAAAUUCACUCUGAUUCAUCCGAUAGUGAUUCUGAUGAUGAUGAGUUAGUGCUUGCUUAUUUACAAGAUAACCAAGGAGGAGAAAGAAUUGUAAGAAUAUACAAUUAUGUGGCAUUUACUGUCCUUCGAAUGUCGGAUAAAACAUUUAAAAGCCAUUUCAGAGUUGAAAGGAGCACUGUCGAUUAUUUAAUGAAUUUACUUGGGUCAGAUUUAUCCAUAGUAAUUGGUAAUCCUGGUAGAUCUCCUAUUCCUGUUUAUACUCAAAUCCUCAUAGCGCUUUGGAUGAUGGCCACUCCAGAUUCCUAUAGAUCUGUUUGCGAGCGCUUCGACAUAGGCAAGGCUACUGGCUGGAGAACCGUUUGGAAAUUUGUGAAAGCUUUGUAUAAAUAUUUACCAACAUUCAUCAAAUGGCCUAGCACUCAAGAAGCUCUAAUAACUGCAGCUUAUAUUGACAGACGAUAUGGAUUCCCCGGGGUGAUAGGAGCUGUUGAUGGAACUCAUAUUAACAUUCCAGCACCUCAUCUUAAUGCUCAAAAUUAUAUCAACAGGAAAGGAAGAUAUUCCAUACAAACUCAGGUUGUAUGCGAUCACACCCGAAAAUUUAUUCAUGUCCAUGCUGGUGAAGUCGGCUCGGUCCAUGAUGCAAGAGUUUUUCGACUUUCAGGAGUACAAAAUCUUUGUGUUCCAGCCAAUUUUCCUCAAGACACUCAUUUACUGGGUGAUCAAGCGUAUUCGUUACAACCUUGUGUAAUGGUACCUUAUAAAAAUAAUCGUCAUUUAACGAAUGCCGAACUUCAUUACAAUAGAGUUCAGUCAUCAGCACGCAUAAUAGUGGAACAAUCCAUUGGAUUACUGAAAGGGAGAUUUCGCAGUUUAUUGGACAAGUUACCUAUUAGACGAACAGACCUGAUACCUUAUUACAUCGUGGCAUGUUGCAUCUUGCAUAAUAUUUGUAUUUUGCAAGAUGAUUUGAUACAAUUUCCAAUAAUAAUUAACGGUAAUGUUGGAAAUGUACCUAAUGCACCUCCAAUGAUUAACAAUACUAUGCGAAGAGAUGGUAUGAGGAAAAGAGAAAGAAUAAAAAAUGCGCUUUAAAGAUUCAUGAUAUAAAAUUCUUUUUGUAUUCUCCUCUAUUAUUUAUUUGAAUAAAACCAUUUAUUUCGUUUUUGUAA